AUGGGUUCCAGCAGCACACAACCGCCUCUAUCAAAUGAACAGGGGAGAGAGGUCCAUACUUCUGUUGGGAAUUGCCAUCCUCGCAAAAUUUCUAUCGGGAUUUUGCCGGAUUCCUCCUCACAGUCCAGAGCCAAAGAUUUUGCUAUUCAAACUGGAAGAGCUCCAACUCGGGGUAAACCAAUUUCUGCCAAAGAUGGUAAAAAUCUGAAGCAAAAAGAGGCUCCGGAGCAUGAGACUUCCCCUUGGAUUUCUACUAGAUCCUUCUGCCAUCAGUUACCAGUGCCAGAGCAACCUCAUGGUACAGGAGAACCAACUCCUCCUGUACUGUUAUCCAAAAAGCCUGUUGUGGAAAAAGAUAACCGAGUUCAUGACUCCAAGGGUGGAGCAACAAUUGGUGUUGAGAAAGUCUCCUUUGCCACAAUGAGGUUUAUGUCCAAAAAGAACGUGGGAGAGCAUGCAACUGCCAAAACAGAAACAAAGGGCAGCGAAACCUUGAGAAUGAAGCUCUGGGAGAUACUAGGAACCAUUGCACCAUCAAACAAUCCUAGACAGAACUCACAUUGCUUUACUGUGCAUGCCAAAAACAUGUCAUCAUUGCAGAGUAAAGAUCAAGAAAAUGUUCCUGUUGCAAAGGCUAGACAGAACUCAGAUACCAUUGAAAUGGAUUCUCAAAGCCCUCCUGAUGUCAUAGUUGGGAGACUGAGGACACGCUCUUUGACUAGAAAAGGGGCUGCUGGUAGUUUGAAGGAAAGCAAAAUGGAGAAUGCGCCAUCCACUCAUCCUACGAAGGGGAAGAAAGGAGGAAACAACAACUCAGUUCUUAAAGAGGGUUUCUCUAGAAGACUACGAUAUGGUAUCAGUGGAGGUCCUAAAACAUCCACAAGAAAAAUAUGCGAGAGGUUCAGUGCUGGCACUGGGGCUCACAUAUUGUUCUCUGAUGAAGUGGAAAAUCAGCCGGCGAAUAGUAGGAAUAAAGGAAUGCAUUGCCAUGUGAAAUCACAUUUGCAGGGAGAUAUAGAGAAAUCCAAAGGAGUAUUCUUUCAGCCCAAAAGAGUGGAUCUCGAAUUUGAUUCUCAUAUGUCUGAACAUCUGAAUAAGAAAGUUUCUUGUCCAAAAAUACUAGAGAAUGUGUCACAGGCAAAAGAAAAGCUUGAUGAUGUGUGUCCUACUUUUGGAGUUAAUCUAACCAAAGAAGGAUGCUAUCCCGAAUCUCUUCCAAUGGAAUUGGGGGGAGCAGAUAAUGGCAGCCCUGGAAAACCUUUACUUAGCAAAAAGGGGAUUCACAGCUUUAAAAGCUUUUUCUCUUCAAGAUCAAAGUUUGUCGAGUCAGAUACUGAGCAAGAGGACUCUCCUUAUGCUGUGGGACAGUUUGAAAAGUCUCCCCCCAUGAAAAAAUCAAAGCCUGUGAUAGAAGAACCUGAGUGUAGGAUGCCUCUAUCUUCAUCUUCUUCCGAGGACAGUGAUUUGCAGACUUCCAGAGAGGCUCCACGGGCUAAAGUACUUGAAGAAGACUGCAACCGUCAGCCACGAUUAGACUCGAAUGAAGAGGAUGGACUCCGUAGCAUUGUUUCACUAUUUGCAUUGGCUUUGGAGAGAGUCAAAAGCAACAUGAAAUCAAUGGUCAAGAAAAAAUGUGCUGAAAUUCUGAUGUCUGCUGCUGAAGGGAUACAGUUGCAGCUGCAAACUGCUGAAUCCCAGAUUCAAGCUGAUAUGGUGACGCUGAAUAGUAUCAACAAAUUAAAAAGAAAGCGUGUUGAUGCAAGAUUUGAAGAACUUCAAGGACAGCUGAAGGUACUCCAUGAAAGAUACAAGGAUGACGUUAAUCGUCAUCUUCAAGAUUGCAGAUCUACUGUUGAAAGUCUGGAGGCGCACCAGCUAGAACUCAAAGCAACUGUGGAAAAACAAUGUUUAUCACAUAAUAAGCUUAUAUCGCAAGCCGAAAAAGCCAUUGAGACACAAUUAAAUGAUGCCCAGAAGAGAAUAACAGAGGUCCAUAAUCUGGCUAGGAAGAAGAUGUCUCAGUUAAAACAUGAUGUGGCUGACUGCUUCUAA
Oldenlandia corymbosa var. corymbosa is the source of this 2052-nucleotide messenger RNA. The record is from the annotation of a GenBank genome assembly. NCBI's taxonomy places the organism in Eukaryota, Viridiplantae, Streptophyta, Magnoliopsida, Gentianales, Rubiaceae.